CAGUUCAACUUCAACAUCCUUGGGGAUCAUCGCACGUGGUGAAACGCAUCAACGACACUUGCCAGUCGGAUUUUGAUCUGAACCUCAAGAUACGAAAAUCUAAAGAGAAAAAAAAGUAUUUAGUACUAGCUCCGAAAUCGUACCACAAAAAAGCUACAGGUACCGGGUCGCGAAUGUCAACAUCAGCUCUCCUUGUCAAGUAACAUUUUGUCGAAUGGGACCUUCCAAUUUGAGCGUGUAAAUUUCCUAUUCAGUGCAGGUGGAAAAGAAGAGCCGUAAGGAUGAAGCGUUCAUUAAAGCGUGCUGCUGUGCGGCAAAUUAUGACUGGCUCCCGUGGAAGUUAUAUAUAUGAGCCUUUACCCUCAUCUGAAGAAUCAGAUCCAGUUACUAGCAGAGAUUCGGAUGAUAUUGUCCAGACUUUAGAGCAGCAUUUGACGAAGUUCAGGAAAAGAUCAAGGAGAAAAGUGAUCACUAUGGGUAUUGCCGCGGCUGUUGUGUUGGGACUUGUCUAUUUUGGAGCGGUGUAUGUUUGGCCGUGAAGUUUUUCCUUAGUGUUCAUAUUCUUUGCUAACCAGUGCUAUAGAGGCUACGGGCUACCAACCCACUCGUCGUGCGAUAGUAUCAAUGCUGGAUACUACUGUCAACCAGAGAUCUCACAUUUCUGGGGUCAAUAUUCGCCUUAUUUUUCAGUUCCCUCGGAGAUCAGUGCUUCUGUCCCUGAUCAAUGUGAAAUAUCAUUUGCUCAGAUCUUGUCUCGCCACGGAGCACGGGAUCCAACAGCUGGCAAGACAGUAAAAUAUAUGGCUCUCAUAGACAAAAUCCAUAAUACCACGACUUCCUAUGGAGCCGAUUAUACUUUCAUAAAGAAGUACGAGUAUUCUUUAGGAUCUGAUCAGCUUAGCGUAUUUGGACAACAGGAAUUGAUCAACUCGGGUAUUAAGUACUAUAAUCGGUACAAGUCCCUGGCAUCGUCAAUCACUCCAUUUGUUCGUUCCUCAGGACAAGAUCGUGUUGUUGAGUCUGCCCAAAACUGGACCCAAGGGUUCCAUUCUGCUCGUUUGUCAGACUCAUCAUCUACGGCCAAUGCUAGCUACCCAUUCAAUAUUGUCAUUAUCAGUGAAGAUAAAGGAAGCAACAACACUCUCGACCAUGGUCUCUGUACCACCUUCGAGGACGGACCUGACUCCACCAUUGGAAACUCUGCCCAAGCUACAUGGGCGUCAAUCUUCACCCCAAAAAUCACCUCUCGUCUAAACUCUAAUCUCCCUGGCGCCAACCUCACCAUGGCUGACACCAUCGAAUUUAUGGAUCUUUGUCCCUUCAAUACUGUCGCCUCUCCCACCGGCAUCAUCUCUCCAUUUUGCAAUAUCUUCAGCGCAGCCGAAUGGAAAGCUUACGACUACUACCAAUCCCUCGGUAAAUACUAUGGGUUCUCCUGGGGUAAUCCAUUAGGUCCUACACAAGGCGUAGGCUUUACCAACGAGCUUAUUGCCCGCCUCACGAACAGUCCCGUCCAAGACCAUACCUCCACAAACCACACCUUAGAUGACAAUCCGGCCACGUUCCCGGUUGACAGUUCCAUUAAACUAUAUGCAGAUUUCAGCCACGACAAUGACAUGACUGCUAUAUUCUCCGCUCUUGGUCUAUAUAAUUCCACAAGCGCAUUAUCCGAAACCAGAAGAGAAGAUGUGUUGGAAACGAAUGGCUAUUCAGCGAGUUGGUCGGUACCAUUUGCAGCGAGGAUGUAUGUGGAGAAGAUGGCCUGUGCGGGUGAGAGUGAGGAGUUGGUUAGACUUAUCGUUAAUGAUCGCGUGCUGCCAUUAAAGACCUGUGGUGGUGAUAAAUUGGGCAGAUGUGGAUUGUCAAAGUUUGUAGAGAGUUUGAGCUUUGCUAGUGAAGGGGGUGAUUGGGGAAGCUGUUUUACUUCCUGAGCUGGAUAAUAAUACGAACUAAUCUAAGAAUUGUGCAUAAUAGAAACUGGCGACGGAUGGAGAUCGCAAACCCCUCCUGUAGGGUUUGUUAGGAGCUUUUAGAAAGAGAUACUUGACACAAUCUAGAUAUGAUCAACAAGUUGCCCACAUCAGGGUCAAUCCAGCAUGAAAGAUAAAAGCCUGCGACGCA
Molecule: messenger RNA, 2121 nt
Organism: Sclerotinia trifoliorum
Lineage: Eukaryota; Fungi; Ascomycota; Leotiomycetes; Helotiales; Sclerotiniaceae
Source: the annotation of a GenBank genome assembly